AUGUCCUGCUUUAUCACAAAAGGCUACAAGACUAGUUUGGUUGUUUCGCUGAUGGUUUCUCUAAUGCUAGGCUUCACAUAUCACCGCAUAGUAAUCCAGUCUUUGAAACCUGAUAUUCCUCAAAUAUAUUCAAAACACACUGCUUCAUUCAUGGACUCGUAUGGAUCCAACGUCAGUCAUAUUUCUGAGAAAGACUUUGAAAUAAACCAGGUUUUUGAAACCAUAAAUAACAGUAUCACAAGUGUCCCUUUUACACAUUUCAAUCUGACAACGAGUGCUAAAAAGAGCAGAGCAACUAUAUUCCAUUACGGACAACAGUAUUGUAACGGAGAUUCUUUAACUGUCCGUGUUGAUAUGUUCAACUAUUUGGGACAAAGGAAGACAUAUGGAGGAGAUUUCUUAACAGCACGCAUCUAUUCCACCGAUCUUGGAGCUGCUGCUUCUGGAAGAGUUGAAGAUUUUAAUAAUGGAUCUUAUAAUAUCCAUUUCAUUCUAUCUUGGGAAGGAAAUGUGAAAAUAUCAAUUAUUUUAUAUCAUCCAAGCGAGGGUGUGUCUGCUUUAUGGAGAGCUAGGAAUAUGGGAUACAAAAAUAUUAUAUUCACUGGAAAAUUUCUCUAUAAAUCUCAGGAGAUUGAGACAUUUUGUGGAUUUAAUUUAGAAUCACAAGAAGAUAAAUGUGUGUAUGCAGAUAAAAGAGAUGGUGAAUUUUUCUACUGCAUCAAACCUCCAAAUGUACCAUGUGAGGCAUUAAUCUCAAUGAAGUCUGACAACCAUCAUUCAUAUCUUACCAAAUCGGAAAUGGCCAUUUUUACCCGGUCAAAUAUUGGGGUAACAAUUCCCAUGGACACUGGAAGCAUUGCUGUUGCGAGUUGUCAAAGAAACAUUACAGAUGUAAAACCAAAAUGUAGAAUUGGGAUGCCUAUGCCAUAUCCAAGUGGAUAUUUCUUAAAUAAUGUAUGGCACUCAAACUUCUGCAACCUUUCUUCUUAUGAACCAUUGUCCCAUAUUGAUGAAUGUUUGACUGGAAAAUUGAUUUAUCUUAUGGGAGAUUCUACCCUUCGUCAGUGGAUUGAAUACUUCCAAAAACAUAUGAAGAGCCUCAAGUUUUUUAAUCUUCCUGGACAUGGCUUACAUAAACGAUAUUUAGCUCUGGAUAUCGAUCGGAAUAUAUAUAUUCAGUGGAAGAAGCAUGGACAUCCAUUUGUCAGCACUGUUGGCUACACUGUCAAAGACUGUGCUUACAUUGCCCGUGAAAUUGAUGAACUUCCUGGUAGUCCAAACACCAUCAUUGUUAUUACACUUGGACAACAUUUUAGAGGUUUCCCUGUACAUUUGUUCAUCAGAAGACUACUGAAUGUUAGAAGGGCCAUUGAACGUAUUUUUCUACGAAGCCCCGAAACCAAGGUCUUCCUAAAAGUAGAGAAUUCAAGGGAUAUGAACACAGAUGUUGAACGAAUUAGUGAUUUUCAUGGCUACAUUCAAUAUUUAAUUCUUAAAGACAUAUUUAAAAGGCAUAAUGUUGGAGUGAUUGAUGCUUGGGAAAUGACAAUAGCCUUUGCUUCUUACAAUCUUCAUCCUCCUGAGACUGUCAUUAGAAACCAAAUCAACACAUUCUUGUCAUAUUUAUGCUAACUUGUCAUUUACUUAUAUAGAUAGAAUG
This is a messenger RNA of Pelobates fuscus (common spadefoot toad), 1660 nucleotides long. RefSeq names its product NXPE family member 2-like. The transcript has 5 exons. NCBI's taxonomy places the organism in Eukaryota, Metazoa, Chordata, Amphibia, Anura, Pelobatidae. Bases 1 to 1632 code for a protein of 543 amino acids. The record is from RefSeq and is a predicted model, not a curated record.